AUGGACGGCGGAGGACGGGGCAGGUCUUUCCUUCACAGGUGCGCGAGGUCCGGAGACAGCGUCCACGCCGGGGUAGUCGUCACACUUCUGGUCGGGCUCUGGUGUGCUCAGGCAUUGGAGGUGUCUGUGGGAAAGGUUCAUUUCGUGGAGGCAGUGAAUGGCAGUACUGUCCUUUUACCAUGUACCUACUCCAGCUGCAUCGGCAUCAAGAACCUCUACUUUAACUGGCACUUCAACGACAAUGGCACAAUGCUGAAGCUGUGUGAAGCAGUGAUUCCGUCUGAAGAGGUGGAGCCUAAAGUGGACAUCCUGCAUGACAGAGUGGAGUUUGUGGGCUCCAGCAGGACCAGUAACAUCUCCAUCCUGCUGUGGAACGUCACGUUCGAGGACGAGGGAGAGUACACCUGCUUCGCCCGCAAUCCCAAAGAGAAGAACCGGAACCACAGCGCCAUCUUCAGGCUCAUCGUGGUGGAUCAGCUGAAGGAAGUGGACAACACAGUGACGGUCAUAAUUGUCUCUGUGCUGGGCGGUGUCAUCGGUUUGGUCAUUAUUGUAAUGGUGAUUAAAACAAUUGUCCUUCACGUUCUCACCAAGGUCAAAGAGAAGAAUAAAGAGUGUCUGGUGAGUUCCUCGGGGAAUGACAAUACGGAAAACGGCCUCAGUGGCUCCAAAGCAGAAAACAAAACGACACCAAAGGCAUGA
This is a messenger RNA of Chanos chanos (milkfish), 702 nucleotides long. RefSeq names its product sodium channel, voltage-gated, type IV, beta a (gene scn4ba). The transcript is spliced from 5 exons. Lineage: Eukaryota; Metazoa; Chordata; Actinopteri; Gonorynchiformes; Chanidae. Gene Ontology annotation, biological process: regulation of ventricular cardiac muscle cell membrane repolarization; cardiac muscle cell action potential involved in contraction; regulation of sodium ion transmembrane transporter activity. Gene Ontology annotation, molecular function: sodium channel regulator activity; transmembrane transporter binding. Gene Ontology annotation, cellular component: plasma membrane; voltage-gated sodium channel complex. The record is from RefSeq and is a predicted model, not a curated record. The coding region runs from base 1 to 702 and encodes 233 amino acids.